GCGCCCCCUGUUGCCAUGGUAACGGCCAGGCCUUCCGGCGGCGCCCGGAAGUGGCGGGCGCGCGGGGCAGCAAUGGCGGCGCCCUCAGCCCCGCCGGCCGCCGCCGCCCUCACGGUGCUGCUCUCGCUCGGUGCCUCCGCGCGCGGGCUGCUGCGGGCUGUCCCCGCCGCCCGCUCCGCCGCCGCGCUGCGCCCCGCUGCCCUGCACGACGGGGAAGUUCACAGGUUGAUCACCUACAUCUUCAUCUACGAGGACCUGAUCUCCCUGGCCUGUGGUACUGUUAUCAUCUGGUACUUUGCUGGCAGCUUUGAGAGGAACGUGGGCACGGUGAAGCACUGCAUCCUCACUGCCACUUUCUCCGUGCUCUCUGCCCUCCUCUACCUGUCCCUCCAGCCCCUUGUCUCCCGGCUGCUGGAAGUGGGAGAUGCCAAGGGCUUCAUGCCAGUGGCUUUUGCCAUGCUGGGGGUUUCCACCACCCGCUCACGCAUGAAGAGGACUUUGCUUUUUGGCUGCAGAGUUCCUGUGGUGCUGGUGCCGUGGCUUGGGCUCUGCCCAGCGUGGUUUGUGCCUCACUCUUCUCUCUUGGGGAACCUGUGUGGGCUCCUGGUUGGGGAAGCCUAUGGGCUUGGCUACUGCUUCUGCUUGGAUUUUCCAGAGUCCGUGGGCUCUAAGCUGGACCGGGUGUUCCCUUUCACUCUGCUGAAGAGGAUCCCAGGGCUGAAAUACAUCCCAGGGUCCUCAGCAGAGAGAAGAGCCUCUGAAAACAGCACGAUUGACGCUGUGCCUGGCACUUACCCCACCCAGAGCUACCAAUGCACUUCGCCUCUGGCUCUUCCUGCUCAGCGCAGUGCUCAGAGCCAGGGCUUUCAUCACAGCCACGCUCCAGGACACCAGGGACAUCAGCAGGGCCACGCUGCAGGACACAGCCUCAGUUCUUCCCACUGCCAAGCCAGAGGUGCCUUUGGAGAGUGCCCUGGGCAGGCCCAGGCCGGGGCCUCGGCGGGACAGUGCUGCCAGCUGGGCGAGUUCUCUGUCCCACAGCGCGUGUGCCCGGCUCAGCCACAGCCACCCACAGCCACGGGCCUUCUGGCUGGGGCUCAGCAAGCACCUGGGGAUCCAGCAGCCCCAGUGGCCCCUGUUUCAGCUGGUUUUACCAGAGUCCAGGUGUAUUGAUCCUCCAGAGAGCAGCAGGACUCGCACACGGGCAGGACCCCUGUGGCUGGGGUGAGUGUUGGUAGCUCCAGUGAAGGCUAUUCCCCUGCUACCUGGCACAGUCUACUUGAAUUAUAUUUCCCUUAUAAUAUUUUUUUUUUUUUUUUUUUUUUUUACUUUUUGAUGUGGCUGGAGGAUGGGAACUCUAUCACCUCUGUGAAAUUCUCAUCCUUUUUAAGUCUUUCUUCUUUGCUGCAUUUGGCAGCUUCCUUUUUCCACAAGUCCACUGGAGUUUCAGUGCACCAGCUCCCCAGGCCAGGGUGGGAACCUCAGUGGGAAAACACUGAGCAAAUCUGGGGUUUAGUAAGCUGCAGCAAUAAGCACUUCCCAUUCCUGUCUUUUUUUACAGGUUUGAAGUAGCUAGAACCCAAAAGAAUGGGAAUCAUACAAGUGUUAGUUUGUAACUUAAAAUUAAAUGGAGGAGGACAAUGUUUUACUGGUGACAUGUCCACUUGAGAGAGUGCCUUGCAAGGGGCUUGUUACACCAACCUGGGGCAAGAGGAUAGAAUACAGAGUACCUUCUUCUACCCCUAAACACAGCUCUAAAAUGCUGAAGGACCUGUGCCUUCAUCAAUGGAUUGCCUUCAUUUUCUGAAAGUGUUGCACCAGCUCAGCCUGUGUCACCAGCACUUGGCAACCUCAAAUGCCUGUGAAGCAGUGAGAGACUUUUCAGUAAGGGAUUUUGACCCUUUGUGGAGCAAAUAUUUAUAAAUCCAAGGAGCUGGAAGGGACAUUAACAAUGGGUUAGAAGAAUUAAGUGGAAUGUAGCAGUGCUGUUGGGGGUGUUCACACUGCUCAGCUUUAGAAAUCUCACCCACCAAUAUUAGAACAAUCUCUCUGUUUUUUUCAGAGCUGGUGGGCAGGUGUGUGGGAGAGGGAAGUUUUCAGCCAGGGAUUUACAAUAGGAUUCACUGUUUGGUGCCUGAGGCUGUCAUGAAGGAGUUUGGUCCAGUUGCUGGGAUUUGAGCUUUAUUCCCAGCUGUGUAGCCCACUGUACAGUGCCCAGGAGGAAUCUGCUGUCUCUGUGUCUCUAAAUCAGCCAGGAUCUCAACAAUUGCUCUUGACUCUACUUGGAGUUUUGCUGUGCUGCAUAAAAAAGUGCUCCAUCAAGCACAAAGUGCCAUUCCUGCUCUUGGAGAUGUUCUUGCAGUGCCUCACCCAUCCCCAGAAACUCAACAGCCUCAAGACUCCUCCCUGCUCUCGGUGAGCCUGGCCAGAGGCAGCUCUGGCAGCUGCACGUUCCAAACCUGUCCCUGCCUCUUUCAUUUUUCCACCAUCAGGGUGUGAGCAAACCCUGUGUUGUCAUCCAGCUGCUUUACUUCUCCACAGCCCCUCUGGAAUGACUGCCACGGUCCCAUGUGGGACACGGGGGCUUUCUUUUGGAGGAGACCAAAGUCAAUGCUGAGAACUUGCACCUCACAGAAGUAAAACAUGAGUAAGAAGCUCUUCUUGGGAAGGUGAGCACCCCAGGCAGGGCUUCCAGCAGGAGGAUGCAGCAGCUUGGGAACUAACUUGGAGUUGGGGGACAACUGUUUCAUACCUGAUUAUUUCUCUCCUCUGUGGGAUCACAAAUGGAUUUGAUGUCAUGGUCCUGUUUUUCCUGCUGCCAGCAAUUGUAUUGUUAUACUUCUACUGUGGAGCAAGAGUGGGAUAAGGAGCUUGUUUGGAAUUUAAAAGCAUGUUUUUCAUACCAGGAAAGUAAUGCCAGAGAGAACAUUGAAAUGUUGACACUCCGCUCCUGUUAGUGCCUUGAUUUUCCUCCUUGUGUAGUCCUUGCCUGUAAACUUAGGAAUUUUACCACUGAUUUUUUUCCAGAAGGGGGAUGAGGAUCAACAGCAAUCACAAAUGUUGUGUAUCUCCAAACUGUGAACUUGAAAUAGAAUCUGAAGGACUGGU
Taeniopygia guttata (zebra finch) is the source of this 3108-nucleotide messenger RNA. RefSeq names its product rhomboid domain containing 2 (gene RHBDD2). Gene Ontology annotation, cellular component: membrane. NCBI's taxonomy places the organism in Eukaryota, Metazoa, Chordata, Aves, Passeriformes, Estrildidae. Gene Ontology annotation, molecular function: serine-type endopeptidase activity. The record is from RefSeq and is a predicted model, not a curated record.